Molecule: messenger RNA, 3706 nt
Organism: Cucumis melo (muskmelon)
Lineage: Eukaryota; Viridiplantae; Streptophyta; Magnoliopsida; Cucurbitales; Cucurbitaceae
Exons: 16
Coding region: 110-2353 (747 amino acids)
Biological process (GO): RNA processing
Molecular function (GO): RNA binding; protein binding
Source: RefSeq, a predicted model, not a curated record
UCUCUCUUUUUAUUCCAAAGGAGGAAUGCGCGGAGGGCAGUGUUGAGUUCUAGUCCUCUGCAAGAGCAGUCUGUUUUCUUGGGAGCUUUUCUCUUUUAAGUCCGGUGCCAUGGAUGAACCCAUUUCAUCCAACGCCGAAACUCCACUUCCGACCAACUCAGACCAAGGAAACUCCGUAAAUGGAGACGAACCCAUGCCCGACCUUCCUCAGAACCCCUCCGAUUCUUCUUCCUCCGACUCUGAUUCUGAAGACGACGAAUCCAACCAAAACCUUCAACUCCACUCCCUUCAAUCUCAGCUCUCCUCCAAUGCCUCCGACUAUGAUGCUCAUGUUCAAUACAUAAAGCUUUUGAGGAAAGUUGGUGACAUUGACAACCUCAGGAAAGCAAGGGAAGCAAUGAGUGAGAUAUUUCCCUUGUCCCCUUCAAUGUGGCAGGAAUGGGCCAAGGACGAAGCAUCUAUUAAUACUGGACCUGAGGCUCUUGCUGCAAUUGAGAGACUAUAUGAGCGAGGGGUGUUUGAUUAUCUGUCAGUUUCUCUUUGGCUUGACUACUUAAAUUUCAUUCGAGAAUAUGAUCCAUUGGUGCAAGAUUGUGCAACUUCUGGAAUUAAAAAGGUUAGAGAUUUAUUUGAACGUGCUCUCACAGCUGCUGGUUUGCACUUCACUGAGGCUGAAAAAUUAUGGGAAGCAUAUAGAGAUUUUGAGAAAGCCAUAUAUCAAACCAUUGCUGAAACUGAUGCUCAGGCAAAGGAAAAACAAAUCCAGCUAAUUCGAAGCAUUUUCCAUCGUCAAUUGUCACUUCCUUUAUCUAAUAUGAGUUCAACACUUGAGACCUAUAAAGCAUGGGAGUUGGAAGUGAAACAAGGAUGCGCUCUUGAUACGGAAUCUAAUUAUUCUGAUGGGGUUCCCACUCUAGUGGCCUCAACUUAUCGAAGAGCAUUGGAUAUGUAUAAUGCCCGUGUUCAAUUGGAAGACCAAAUAUCAAAACAGGAUUUAACUGAUACUGAAAGACUUCACCAGUACAUCAUUUAUCUAAAAUUUGAACAAUCUGCUGGAGAUCCAGCAAGGGUCCAAGUUCUGUUUGAGCGUGCAAUCGCCGAUUUUCCAGUAUCGGUUGAUCUUUGGCUAGAUUAUACCUGUUACAUAGACAAAACUUUGAAGGUCGGCAAUAUUGUGAGGAACGUUUACUCCAGGGCGACUAGGAAUUGUCCAUGGAUAGGUGAUCUUUGGGUUCGAUAUUUGCUUGCUCUGGAACGUUCUCAUGCUUCUGAAGGUGAAAUUGCUUCAGUCUUUGAGAAGUCUUUGCAGUGCUCAUUCUCAACCUUGGAUGAGUACUUGGAUUUGUUUCUUACACGAAUUGAUGGCUUGAGGCGAAGAAUCUCAUCUGGAGUUCAGCUAGAGGAUGCAUUGGAAUAUUCAUUGAUUAAAGAGACCUUUCAGCGUGCAUCAGAUUACUUAUCACCGCAGCUAAAGAAUUCAGAAGUUUUGGUGCGUUUGUAUGCUUAUUGGGCCCGUUUAGAGAUAAACUUGGGGAAAGAUCUAGAUUCUGCCCGUGGAGUUUGGGAAAGUUUGCUUAAGAUCUGUGGCUCAUUAUUGGCAGCAUGGGAGGGUUAUAUAGCAAUGGAAGUUGAGUUGAACCAUAUAAAUAAUGCCAGGUCUAUAUAUAAGAGAUGUUACAGCAAAAGAUUUACAGGGAGUGGUUCAGAGGAUAUUUGCCAUUCCUGGUUGCGUUUUGAGAGAGAAUUUGGUAGCCUUGAAGAUUUUGACCAUGCUGUUCGAAAGGUUAACCCUCGUCUGGAGGAGUUAAAGUCGUAUAAGUUACAGAUUGAUGACUCAGAAAAUCCUGUAAAGCAGAGUGAUCAUAGUAAGCGAAAAUUGGGUGGAGAUGCACCCAAUGUAGAGUCUCCUGCUAAGAAACUGAAAGAUUCUGCCCAUGGGCCGAAGAAGGUUACUGAAAAGGGUAAAGCUCAAUUACAAAACUUAGAUGAUCAAACCGGAGACAUCAGAGGAAGAGUUAAAAAACCUGAUGACUCAAGUGACCAACAAAUGAACGAUUCUGUUCAAGGAAAGGGAAAAGUAUAUAAUGACCAAUGCACUGCAUUCAUCUCCAACCUCAAUCUCAAGGUUACCUAUGACCACUUGCGGGACUUCUUCCAAGAUGUUGGUGGAGUAGUUGCAAUUCGAAUAUUGCAUGAUAAGUUCACUGGAAAAUCACGGGGACUAGCGUACGUUGAUUUCUCUGAUGAUGCUCAUCUUGAGGCUGGAGUUGCAAAAAACAAGCAGUUGUUGCUUGGGAAAAAGAUAAGCAUUGCGCGGUCAGAUCCUAAGAGAGCCAGCUGUUGCAGAAUCUGAAUGGAGGUAGACCCUACUCAAAGGAUCCAGCUUUAAGCAAAAUACGGAAAUGGUCUGACACUGUCCUUGCUUGGCUAGAGACUUGUAUUAGCAAAUAGAUCAUCCCAAGUGCUGGAAAUUAAGAAUCUAUCAAGGAGCGAGUGCGAAACAGUAGUCCCUUUUCUGGACCAAGUGAAACGGCCAUUGCUAAGUGGAGUGUUCAUCAGAUUGGCUGCUGCAGUGAAAUUAUUGAAUCUCCUCAUGCCCCUUGUAACUCUCCCAAUUGGAAAUCUUUCCUGGACUCUUGUAAUAUUAAAAUCUCCUCCAAUUCACCAAGGGUCUUCACAAUAAUCAACUAAUGAUUGCAAUUCUGGCCAAAGACGCUUUCUUUCUCUAUAAUUUGUAGGGCCAUAUAUAUUUGAUAUCUAGCUCACUUUCUUACAAGAAAUCUGACAUUUAAUAGAUAAAGAAUAUCCACCUUUCAACACCUCAUUAACUGAAAUUUUGCUCUCAUCCCACAAUGAUAAAAUGCCUCUAGACUUGCCGAUUGCUUUGAGGAAUGCUCAUCCUAUGUCGUUUGAACUCCAUAGCUCCUUGAUUAAGGUAGAAUGAAAAGAAUCCCUUUUUGUUUCUUGUAUUAGGACCAGAUCAGGAUUCAACUUCUUCAAACUUCUUCUCAAAGCCAAUCAUUUAGACUCACCUAGCCCUCUUAAAUUCCACGACAAAAUCUUCAUGCUAAUGUGGUAUGAUAUCAAUCUUCAGAAUCAACCAAGGAUCUAUUCGCAAUCAUCUACCAUCAAAAUUAAGUGUGGAGGAAUAUUCUGUUUAAGGAGAAUCUGAGAUGCUCAACCUUCCAAAUCCAUCUUUUGGAAGAGAUCCCUCUGCUUAAAAUAAUCGAUUAAUGCCAUGUCAUCAAAAUCAAUUAUGUCCUUUUCCUCCUGAAUACUAUCGGCUUCAAACAACUCCAGUUCAUCACUGCUAGCACUGACUAGAGAUUCUCCUUCUAAAUCAUAUUUAAUAAAUGGCUCCCUUCAACUUUAGAAUACAAAGUAACUCACACAAAUGGUACAUUUGAAUUAUUAUUUUUGGAAUCGGAGUAAAUGAAUGAAAGCUUUAGGCUUAGAGAUAUCCGAUCUGUUUGGCUGAAAAUCAGGGAGUUGGGCCUUAAUGCUACAUCCUUUGAGGAAGUCUGAAUUCAAUAUUGCAGGCCAAGCAUUUUUAAACGUAGUCUUGGAUGGAGUAGCUUUCUUUUUAGAGUUUCAUAGACCCUUAAAAUUGUAGAUGUUACAGUUUUAAUUCUCUUUUGACCAACUGGAGAUGUCUUUUGUAACUCCUUUGAUCUGGGGACUCUUUCCCCCCAUCUUUUGUAAUUUU